CCUGAAUUUCACACCUUCGUGGCAGAACGACUACUCAGCAGCACUGAAGAUCCUGUGUUACUACUAUCAGGACAAGGCGGUAGAAAUGCAGUAGUGUCCUCUAGUGGCAGUGCAGCGAAAGUGCUAGAGAGAAGUACUCUAGAGAAAACAGAAACACCUCCAGCUACAUUCGCUGAUGAACAAGUAGCAGCGGAAACUAGGAGAGUAUCUACUACUUCAGGAUCAGGAACAACACAAUCCCUAGCAGCAGUAGAGCCUGAAGGAGAACCUGAGCCUAUGAGCAUUGGCGCUAGUGGAGAGAAGGGCAAGGGCCUCAAAGAAUCCAGAACCGACAAUGGACCUAGUGUCCCAAUAGCAGCUUUAUCGAUCUACGCUGUAGGCCUGGCGAGUGGCAUCAUGCUCUCUCAACCUCCCGUCAUGUUCGCCUUGACUCAUCGCGUCCGCGCAGUGGCGAUUGUCUCGAUCACAGAGAGGAUCUUAUGACAUCUUGCUGUAGUGUUGCUAAAGAAAGGUGAGCAACCAUAUUCAUCUUCUUUUCAACUUAGGCGUACUUACUUUACUUAGCCAGCACGUCGGUCGCGCUCGCGAGUGAUCUUUUGAGCCCUUUCACCUUGAUCGCUAUGCCUAAAAAGCAUUAUCUAUGUGUCAAGGCAGACUGUUGAUUCAGAAAAUGACCCUCAUGCCCGAUCUCUCGUUCCCACAGCCUCUAACAUACGCCUUCGAAAUCGCAUUCCUCGCAAUGCCGUUCCUGUUAGCGAUCCACUACGUCCUCGGAUGGCCAGCUGUGUGGGCUUUGCUUGCGUUCCUCUCUGCAGCUGCUACCAUGGCCACGGAUGUCUAUAUGAAAGAGGCUGUGUUGACACCAUGAUGACAUGAUGAAUCAAGACGUACUUGUUGUUACGCUUAGAGGUGUUAGAGGUGUGCAUGUAGGUAAAAAAUUAGUCUAGUAGACAAAGACAUGUCGAUAGUGAAGAUUCCUCACAAUCAAGACCUGAAUGAAAUUCAAGGCCACAAUCUAUCAGGAGUUCAACUUGACUACAUAGUUCAACUAAGUUGUCGUUAAAAUAAUCAUCGUUAAGGUGACGCGAAUAAUGAUAUACUUUUUUGUUAAAAAAGAUGUAACGCCUUGGUCUUCUUCGGUUCAAAAUCAAUAUUUCUACAGUGCAUUUCAUUUUCAUAACAAGAACUUGAACCUAUUGUGCAUAGUCGUGACAAAAUGUAUAGAAGCAGUAUGAUGUUCAGCUGCCUGAGUCAAUUACACAACUACAAUCAAAGUCUCCUGAAUAUUAUUGCACUCAAUCACCAUCUUCACGUUACUUCACUCUCACAAGGAUAUCAUAGAACAUCAUAAGAACAGUAGUCUCAAUGAAUCUUCUCAAAUCUCAAACUCAACAACGAACCUGUCAUCAAGACGAACUUUACUCUCUAAUUUGCCAAGAAUACCGCAGAUGCACUGCAAUUCGUAACUGCCAAGUAAUAGAUAGUAUGUGAACAAAGCAGUACCUUGAUCUUGAAGAGUACCAAGUAGUAACAAACCCUCCUAGUACUAGUAGAAGUAGUGAUUCUAAAUGAAGAAGUAGGAUCCUACUAGGACAAACAAGAUGCAAGUCGUACCAAGUACUCGUCAGCGAGAAACCACAAGAUCCACCUGAUGCAGAUGAGAAUGUGCAAUAGAAUAAUGAGAUACUCAUGUUGUGCAUGUGCAGCAAGCACCAGGCUGCUUCUACUUUGUACAACUGGCACAGGAACUUUUUACUUGCUCCCUCCAGCAUGACAAG
Messenger RNA from Amoebophrya sp. A25, 1778 nucleotides. Lineage: Eukaryota; Dinophyceae; Syndiniales; Amoebophryaceae. The record is from the annotation of a GenBank genome assembly.